Messenger RNA from Impatiens glandulifera, 753 nucleotides. RefSeq lists its product as uncharacterized. The record is from RefSeq and is a predicted model, not a curated record. The coding region runs from base 1 to 753 and encodes 250 amino acids. Lineage: Eukaryota; Viridiplantae; Streptophyta; Magnoliopsida; Ericales; Balsaminaceae. The transcript has 4 exons.
AUGAGUCGAAGACACAAAGCUGGUUCAAUUGGCGUUAGAAAAGUUGUGGAGACCAUUGAUCUUGAUUUGUCCAGUGGUACCUUCAAUUGUCGUCCAAUUUCUUCCUACAAACAACAAUAUAAGUUGAAAUAUAACUUUUCGUUGCUUAAGACUGAUCAGUCAACUUCCGAAAAGUUUGGUUCACUCAUUUCCCUUGAGCUACAAAGUGUAAAUAUAACCAGCCUUCAAUUGACUAAGGUUCUAGAAAGUUGUCCUUUACUUGAGAAGUUAGCUCUGCAUGAAAUUUCAGACCAUUAUACGAUACAAAGUGAUCAUCUCAAGAUUUUGUCCUUGAAGUGUCUCGUUAAAACAAAGAUUGAUCUUUGUGCCAACAAUCUCCAUACAGUUCAAUUAAUUGGUCCGACAGAAUUCUUCUCACUUAAGAACAAACCCCCGAGACUGUUGCUCAAAAUCUUUCCAGAGUACAUACAGAUAGGGAAGAAGGAGGUCAUUGAGAAAUGCCCUAAUGGAACCAUAACCAAGCUAGAGUUGAAUGGGUUCAUAGGAAACCAACACCAAGUUGAUUUGCUUGAGUAUCUAUUAGAGAAUCUAAUCGGACUUAAAGUAUUGGCUAUUGGUCCAUCUAACAAGAUAUACAAAAGCUUCAGUUGUUGGGACAAUGAAGCAACUAUUGAGGAAAAAAACAUGUUUCAAAUUCAAUCUGAAUCGCUUCGCAAAAUCAUUUCUCCUUCCGUUCGACUAGUGUUUUUAUAG